AAGUGUUAAAGUGAAUUAAAAAAAAAGUGAAAAAUGACUGGUCGCGGUAAAGGUGGAAAAGGCUUGGGAAAAGGUGGCGCUAAACGUCAUCGCAAAGUGUUACGUGAUAAUAUCCAGGGCAUUACCAAGCCAGCUAUUAGACGUUUGGCUCGUCGUGGUGGUGUAAAACGUAUUUCUGGAUUGAUUUACGAAGAAACUCGUGGUGUUCUGAAAGUGUUCCUGGAAAACGUUAUUCGUGAUGCUGUCACCUACACCGAACACGCUAAGCGUAAAACCGUCACUGCUAUGGAUGUCGUCUACGCUUUGAAGAGACAAGGUCGUACUUUGUACGGUUUCGGCGGUUAAAUAUUUUCUUGACGCUAUUUGGAGAAAUCUUUUUUUACAACAAACCAAUCGGUCCUUUUCA
Molecule: messenger RNA, 406 nt
Organism: Musca vetustissima
Lineage: Eukaryota; Metazoa; Arthropoda; Insecta; Diptera; Muscidae
Product: histone H4
Exons: 1
Coding region: 34-345 (103 amino acids)
Biological process (GO): nucleosome assembly
Cellular component (GO): nucleosome
Molecular function (GO): structural constituent of chromatin; protein heterodimerization activity; DNA binding
Source: RefSeq, a predicted model, not a curated record